Molecule: messenger RNA, 273 nt
Organism: Dovyalis caffra
Lineage: Eukaryota; Viridiplantae; Streptophyta; Magnoliopsida; Malpighiales; Salicaceae
Source: the annotation of a GenBank genome assembly
AUGUGCGGGAGCAAGUUUUUGGCUUCCAGCCCCUCUCCGCAGAGGGUGAGGUUGAGGGCUUUAAAGGAGGAUGGCGAUUCUCUGCCAGCUUGCAAGCAUGGCGAGAAUCGGAGGAAGUUGGGUGAGGCUGCAAGAAUUGGGGGAUUGUACUGGAGAUUGCUUGGAUAUAGGGAAGUUGAAUUACGGGGAUGGGGGAUUGCAGGAAUUGGGGCGUUGGAAUUGUUGACUUGGAGGGGCUGUAGGAAUUGCAAGGAUGGGUUUCGGCUUGAGUAG